AUUGAGCUUCUCUUUUUUCGCUCAGGAUAAAAAACUGACAGAUGCCAGAACCAGGAACUCGGACCAGGUUUUUUUUGGGCUCUGCUGAUCGAUCUUCUCUCCCAUGCCCUUUUUUAUGCUUUGCUUAUCUCCACUGCAACCUUCCCUCUCCCUUCUCGCAUCUCUUUUCUGCAGGUCCAGGUCCAGGUCCAGGUCCAGGCCCGGCCCCAGCAGCUGCAUUUGCAUCCCAACCUCUCUGCUUGCCUGCUUGUACCUCACAUGACUUGUUGACCUGCUAUGCGUCUGCGUCUGCGUCUCUACGUGCCUAUGCCUACCGGUCCGCCUCGGGUCGAUCCGAGGCUGCUGAGCACUACCGAGGCUGAGAUCCGUAUCCUGUAGCCGUCACUUUACACACAGCCAGAGCCAUUGAACCCAUUGAACCCAUUAAAGUGGUCGAUACCUGGGCCCAGAUCCUCGCCGCGUCGAUGGAUGAUGACAAGGACCUUGCGCCGUCAUCAGAACGGUCCGAACAGCCUUCCAGAAAGAGAUUAAGGACUUCCCAUGCCUGCGACAUUUGUCGGGCGCGGAAAAUAAGAUGCGACGGUAACAAUCCGUGUACAUCCUGUUCCGUCUCGGAGCAGGACUGCACGUACGGUUCCGAAGCCAACUCACGAGGCAAGAGUGAUCUCAUCCUAGAAGGCGUCCUUCGCGUAGAGAAGUUCCUCCAUGACCUGAAUGCCAGUGUCAUCGCCUCACCCCUAUCUGAACGGCGGCCGUCUUUCUUCUCACAGCCUGGCCCUCACUCCGGCAGCCCCUUGUUCGAGGAAUCGCCAGUCACCGAGGCUCACGCAUACCGCACCGCUUGCCCGCCGCGGACUCCAAUAAGUGAGACCGCGCACCAGCCUCCUCCGGACUUCAAGCCAAGCCAGCAUGGCCAGCACGGCCACAACGGCCACAACGGCCAACAACCAAAUGGCCAGAACGGCUUCGACAACGCCGUGCUCGACUCGAUGCACACCUCUACCACCGAGUCCGUCCUGCAGUGGCCACACUUCGACGUCUUCCCCUCCCUGCGCAGCGACUACGUCUCCAUCUUCGAGCUGGAGCAGUCCCGCCCGCCCAUCAAGAUGCGCUCCUCGACCAUCAUGUACCCCUUCGUCACCGACGACGAGAUGGACUCCAUCCUCGACGCCUUCCAGCACGGCGUCAACUUCUGGUACCCCACCAUGUCGCGCCACCAGCUGGAGAAGGUGCGCCUGACCGUCAAGUGCUUCAACGCCGGCGUGGCCGAGGAGCAGAGCGUCGAGGCCUGCCUGGCCUUCCUGACCAUGGCCCUCGGCUGCGCGAGCCAGGCGAUAGCAGGCCUGGCGCACGCUCCGCCCCAGGCCUCCGCGGCGCUCUCGGACGACGACCUGAAGCAGCGUGCCCAGCGCCGCGAGAUGGGCGACCUGUACUUUGACCACGCGCUGCGGCGCCUCCACGUCGUGCACAUGGACGUCGGGUCCACGGCGACGCAGUGCCUGUUCUUCGUGGCCAUGUACUUCGCCUCCCUGCGCCGGCCCCUGCAGGCGUGGGAGUACAUCAACGCCGCGUCGGCAAAGUGCCUCCUCUUGCUGUCCUACCCGCCCGCGGGCGACACGGCCGAGGACGCCGAGCGCAUCCGCCGCAUCUUCUGGUCCUGCUACGUCCUGGAGAGCGACUACCUGGCCGAGCUGUCGGCCCUCCCGCAGUCCGGGAUCGCGCGCAUCGAGUCGAGCAUCCCGCUCCCGGGGGCCUACUCGACGCACCGCCGCCCCGCCGUCGAGGAGCAGAGCUCGCUGUACUUCCUGGCGUGCAUCUCGAUGCGCCGGCUGCUCAACCGCGUGCACCAGCUGCUCUACGCGAGGGGCACCGGCGCGAGCCUCGACGCCGCGCGCUUCCCCUACGUCGUCGCCGAGCUGAACCACCAGCUCGACGAGUGGCGCGACGUCCUGCCCGCCGCGUUCGGCUUCACCGUCGACACCCGCCCCACGCAGACCGAGGCCGGAGGCUUCCUCCGCCAGCGGUACCUCACCUGCCGCAGCGUCAUCUACCGGCCGUACCUGAUGUGGAUGCUGAGCGGGAGCGGGUCCGGCGGCGACGGGCUGAGCGUGCACAAGCCGAGCCCUGACGUCCUCAGCGGGUGCCGCGCGUGCCUGGAGGCGUGCCUGUUGCAUAUCCUGAACCUGCGGGGGUUUGCGCAUACCGUGUUGGUGGACACGUGGAUCUGUUCGUUAUCUAUGGCCGGGGCGAUGCUCGUCCUCCUCGCAGCAUCGAGGGUCCCGUCCCUGCGCGGCGUCAUCGGGCCCGACCUCCUCACGGCCGGCGACCACCUGCGGAGGCUGCUGACGAGCUGGCAGCAGGUGUCCGGGGGCCCGCGCUCCCCCAGCGUGGAGCAGAGCGUGAGGGUCAUCUGCGAGGCAGACGAGUUCAUCAGCCAGGUCUUUGCGGCGGGCGACAUGCUCGCCUUGUAUGGCGGCCAGGGACCCGACUCCUAGCCAGGGUUAUGUGUACUUGUACGCUCGUGGUCGGCUCGGGACAUAGAGUGUAGCUGUAUCGAAUGGCAAGAUUUCAC
Messenger RNA from Diaporthe batatas, 2572 nucleotides. RefSeq lists its product as uncharacterized. The record is from RefSeq and is a predicted model, not a curated record. The transcript is spliced from 6 exons. Lineage: Eukaryota; Fungi; Ascomycota; Sordariomycetes; Diaporthales; Diaporthaceae. Gene Ontology annotation, biological process: DNA-templated transcription; regulation of DNA-templated transcription. Bases 465 to 2495 code for a protein of 676 amino acids. Gene Ontology annotation, molecular function: zinc ion binding; DNA-binding transcription factor activity, RNA polymerase II-specific; DNA binding.